Verruconis gallopava is the source of this 2190-nucleotide messenger RNA. RefSeq lists its product as uncharacterized. The transcript is spliced from 3 exons. The record is from RefSeq and is a predicted model, not a curated record. NCBI's taxonomy places the organism in Eukaryota, Fungi, Ascomycota, Dothideomycetes, Venturiales, Sympoventuriaceae. Gene Ontology annotation, molecular function: UDP-glycosyltransferase activity. The coding region runs from base 67 to 1638 and encodes 523 amino acids.
UUUCUGUUUUCUUUUGUCUGAUGCGACCGGAUUCCAUCAUCUCUUUCGUUCCAUUUCACUUGACCAAUGUUUGGGCGGAAGCCAUACCUUUUCGCAGGCGUUCUUGCUUGCAUCGCUGUUCUUCUUUCUCUCAGCCUCUCAAAGCGGGACCAUGAAGUAGCUGGACAUGGUCCAAGAGGUAUAAACAACACUAUACUGCUCCUGUCCAACUACGAAUAUGGCCUAGCAAAUGUGCUGUUAGCCACGAGCCAUGCCUUGCUGGUCCAUCACAAUGACAUCCAAGUUCACUUUGCGUCCUUCCCGCAACGCCAGGCAGACGCUCUCAAAAUUUCAAAGUUCGCUCGUGAACAAUUCCCAGAUGCUGGCUCAAUAACUUUCCACACGAUAUAUGGUCCAACAUAUGGCGAUGCCCUGAAUGCGCAAGGCCACUUCAUCGAUCAGGCGAUUCACCCUCCCGGUGUUGUCGGAGGUGCCCAGUUAUGUCGAAACAUGCAGAUGUAUCUCAUGCCAUGGAAUGGGUCUGAAUAUCUCAAUCUGUACGAACAAGUCUUGCGCAUAAUAGAUGAUGUCGAUCCUGCACUGGUCGUUCUUGAUCCACAGUUCGGACCUGCAUUUGACGCCACUAAGGAGAGGAGGCGGAGGCACGCCGUCAUCUCCCCAAAUUCUUUGCGUGAUAGCUUUGCGCAGUAUCAACCAUGGGGAAGCAUGUUCUGGAAAUACCCAGCUAUGGGAUCGGGAUUCCCUUAUCCAGUCCCUUGGUCUCUAAUCCCAGCAAAUAUUUUUAUGAAUCUCCGCUUCAUAUACAGUGUUUUGGCCACGCCCGAUCUUGCAGCGAAGAAGAAGUACCUGAAGGAGAGAGGUCUCUCAAAUCCGGCUGAUUUUUUCUCCGUGUACAACGAUCAAAUGACGUGGAUAUGUCAGUCUGCACUAGAAGCAGACUUUCCUAUCUCAAUCGUUCCCGAAAACGUCAAAGCAUGCGGCCCGAUUUACUUAGAUACAGCUCCAGCAGCGGGGCAAGAUCCGGAGCUGGCUUCUUGGCUAGCCCAAGCUCCCACAGUCCUCAUUAACCUUGGCAGUACGACCGACUACGACGAGGAGAGUGCCGUACAAAUGGCGAAAGCCAUUGAGAUUCUCUUAGGCGCGACCAAUGUUCAGGUCCUCUGGAAAUUCAAACGGCGGAAAUACCAGAACUACACCGCGGAUUUCAGCGAUGACUUUCUCGGACCUCUGAAGGAUAUGCUCGGCUCGAGGCUACGCUUGGAGAAAUGGAUCCAGAUCGAUCCUGCCGCGAUGAUGAAGACCGGAAACAUCAUUGCGUCCGUUCACCACGGUGGCGCGAACUGCUAUCACGAAGCCAUCGGGAACGGUAUCGCGCAGGUAGUUCUUCCCAAGUGGGUCGAUUUAUACGAUUAUGCCACGCGGGUAGAAUACUUAGGCGUAGGUGUCUGGGGUAACAAAGCCAGCGCGCCAGACUGGACUGCCGACGAACUAAGCGCUGCCUUUUUGAAGGUGGUCGGCGAAAACGAUGAGGCCGUGAUGAUACGCCAGAGGGCAAAAGAUCUGGGUGGAUUGUUCCAAGGAACGCCUGGAGAUGCAUGCGCAGCAAGGGAGCUUGCAAGAAUGGCGAAAAUAGACUAGGCGCGGCUCAAAGUACGGAUCAGAUCUUUGGAGCAGGUGAGUAGGUGGAAUAAGCGACAUGAUUGCUCUUUAUCGAACCCCGCAUGUUGUACGUAAUUCGCGUAUUUCCACUCCAUUUCCGCUACCAGUUCGGGUCCUCACUCAGAAUUCCCUUCGCGUUCAGGCCGCCCCGAUGAUGUCGGAUGAGCAUCAGUAAAAGAAAACUGCCAGAGCGUUAGCAGAGGCUCUUUUUAGUGGUUGUUAUUCAGAGCACUGAGUCGUGUGUGUCUAGUCGUUCACAGGUACGAUUUGCGGACGACUUCGCUGAAACGAAAACAGCAUUACUGUAAUGCUGCAGCACAUCCUUGAACCGAUUUCAGUUGAGGAAGCUCUUGUGAUGCGUCGGGAUAGCAGCUUGGGUAUGCAGAAUAUGAUCGAUGUUUCGAAUGUCUAUUGGGCACAUGCGACCUCCACUCCGUCUUAUGCAUGCUGAAUAUGUACAAUUGGGGCAGGUUCAUAAUCUACGCAUCUGGGAAUACCGUCUUUACCAAUUCCUUCUUAUUUACUAUUACC